Molecule: messenger RNA, 4027 nt
Organism: Paramuricea clavata
Lineage: Eukaryota; Metazoa; Cnidaria; Anthozoa; Malacalcyonacea; Plexauridae
Source: the annotation of a GenBank genome assembly
AUGGAGUAUUGCUUCAAGAACGAAACGUAUUCCAACGAGUUUUUUGCACAACUAAACACACUUCGUAAAAGUGGAGUAUUUUGCGAUGUGAUUUUAGUCAGUUCUGAUGGAAUCGAGUUCCCUGUGCAUCGAGCUGUAUUAACUGCAGGUUGUAUGUACUUCAAUGCUUUGUUUACUAUAAACAUGCUUGAAAAACAACAAACACGGGUGCAUUUAAAAACGGUUCCCUCAUCAGCUCUUAGCGAAGUUUUGGACUAUAUCUACAGUGGGUCUCUUCGCGUUACAAAAGAAUCCGUAGCCGAAUUUAUUUUUACCUCAUCCAUGUUCCUACUGUUGGACCUCACCGAAUACUGUUGGGACGUUUUUGUCAAAACUUUAGAUCUGAAAAAUUGUAUCUCGCGUAAAAUUCUUGCAGACAGUAUAAGUUCAGCGUCAAUUGCGAACACUGUGACGCAUUUCGUGUUGAAGAAUUUUGUCAAUUUGGAUUUUCAAUCAUUGGCCGAAUGCCCUGUCACAAUUUUGCGCGAGAUGUUAUCGUGCGAUGAAUUUGUUGUGUGCAGUGAACUUGAAGUGCUAGGUAUUCUUGUAAAAUGGAUACUCGCUCGUUACUUUAUCUCUGAACAAGACGAUACUGUAAUCCUACACGAAGAUGCCACCAACAUCUCGAAUCUUGGCGAAGAGUUGCUACCUUUAGUUCGUUUUAAGUUUAUUCCAUUAACCAGAGAAGAAUUAACAGCAUUUCUUGAAAGCUUUGCUCUCUCCAAACAUCCUUGGUUGCGGAACGCGGUGUUGGAAAGAUUGGAAACAAAUUCUGGCAGCUCUGAAGCGAGGUUGUCUUACAGAGAAGUUGAUGUAAUUCUGGUCGUUGGUGGUCAAGGAGAAAGUUCGGUUUUAAAUCAAGUUUGUGCUUAUGUUCCCUCCAGUGAUCAAUGGCUCCAAGCUGUUCCUAUGCAGCAUCCGCGCAGAAGGUUAGUAGUGCAUUCAGUUAGAACUGAAUUUGACAGUUUGUAGUAAAGAAAGCCCCGGUCAAACGAGAGCGUGAGAGUUGAUGAGAGUUGGCAGUCUCGUAUUCUUACAGGGGACAUUUCAAACUCUACUCUCUAGAUUAACAAAAUAAAAGCCCCGUUUACACGAGCAAAUUUUAUUUGACAAAUUUCAUAUGUCAAAGAUAUUUUGCACAGAUUUGUGAUAAAUUUAUUGUGACAAAUGCAUUUGAUCAAAAGCUAGCAUGCUAGCUUUUGGUCAAAUGCAUUUGAUCAAAUGAAAUUUGUCAAAUAAAAUUUGCUCGUGUAAACGAGGCUUAAAGGUUUGAUGAAUUUUCUAUAACUAUGUUUUAACUUAAGUAGAACUUUCAUUUAAAAAUAGAAUACAUGUUGGGAAAGUAUUAGGACCAGCUAACCAAGAUCGCGUGACUACCAGCUCUCAUCCUCGUUUCAUCCGAGGUGUUGUGCAUCCUUAGUUGCAGCUCAGAGCUAAGCUGAGUAAAGGCUGUCUUCCACUAGACGGAAUUUUCCGCGCGGAGCGGCAUUUCCCUUUGUAUUUUCCAAUUAGUUCCACCCGAGAAAUCACAAGACAAAGAAAAAUUCCGCUCCGCGCGGAAAAUUCUGCCUGGUGGAAAACGACCUUGUACGAAGGACGCAACUCAACAUGAUCGAGCAUUUCGACUUUAAUUGUAUCGUACCAAAGCAAAGCGUAUUUUUCUUUGUUUCCUAAACACCAGAGUGGAACUAUAAUGACUUUGACACAAAAGGCUGCGAUUCAAGUGGAAGAUCACCUUUACUAUUAAGGGCGUACGCUUGUCGGAUGACUAGCAUCGCUAUGACGGAAGGGCUAAUAGUUUGGGACUUGAAGCCGUCAACACUCCCUUUCGGAGGAAAGUGCAGUAUUUUACCCGGAAAUCGUAUUGCAAACACUGCGUCAAAAAUCGCAACUAAAAAUAGGCAAUAACAUUUCAAAGGUUCCGUUAUCACAGGACAAUAUGAAUUUGUACUCAAAUCACAGUUGUUACUAUAACAAGUCACAUUUCACAAGUCAUUUUGUUCGAGUCUGGUCAAGUCUCAAAUCGUUCAUUUGAGUAACAAAAAGUGUGAUUCGAGUCCAAGUGGUAGGUCUAGUCGGUCUACAACUCGCACUUAAAUUUACACAACUUUACGUUGCCGAAUGUGGACGGAUUCAAAGACAUCUGAGCGUACGGCAUGUGAACAAAUCAACAAAUUUGAGUAUGGAUCUGAAUUCGAGCGCUCUCGUGUGUUCUGAGUACCCUUAGCUCUUAAUUACAAUGAGUCGCAAGUCUUUAGCUUGCUCUCAAACCAUUGGGAAAUACUUCCUCCGCAAUCUAUUUGCUCUCAAACCAUUGGGAAAUACUACCUCCGCAAUCCACUAAAUAUAUUUGUCUUUCUUUCGAUAGUUUCGGUCUGGUCUCGACUGACAACGCCUUGUACGCAGUUGGCGGUACAAUGGAGAAGUCGGCCGACACUCCUGUUUCCUUCAUUGAACGUUACGAUACGCGCAAAGACGUUUGGGAAGAGAUCCACGUGACAUCGCGUGAACUAGAGCGAGACAACGCCGGAGUUGUUGGGUCACAUGAUCAAAUCGUCAUAUCCGGUGGUUUCGCAUUCACUUCGUGUUCAGUGACGUCAUCAGUUGCUGAACUAAAUCCGGCCAAUGGGGAGUGGCGAGAGUUGGCUUCAUUACAUACUGCACGUGAAGGUCACGUGGCUAUUGUUGAUGACGUCAGCAUUUACGUCAUUGGUGGUAAGAACCAAUCAAGAUACUUGGCUUCAGUCGAGAGAUAUGAUAAGGAUACAGGUAUAUUCAGUUUCUGUGCAUACAUAGAUACCAUUGACAUUAAUAUAUAUCUGGACUGCUUGCUGUAAUACUUUUUGACUGAAGGCUUGCGUGGCAAAUUGAAGCUGACGAAUGUGGGGGUAAAACAGCAAGCAGUCCAGGUACACACGUAAAAACGCACAAGUUGUAACAAACCUGCAGCAGACUUGUAGCAAUGCUGUUCCAACAACUUGUCAACAGGUGACAAGUUGCUACAAGGUUGUUGAACUCAACAGACUUGUUACAAGUUGUGAGUGACAAGUUUGUAGCAACUUGAUGAAAUAACAACAUUCAAACAUUGUUAAAAAACUCAUUAAUAAUUCAUGAAGAAAACACAAAGAAAAAUCAUAAGCGUGUCGUAUCUGUAUAUGUGAUACAGAUUCAUGUUGAUUUACAUAAACUUUAACUUUGAUUUUCUCGGCUUAGACAACGUUUAUUUUUAAAAUUACUUCGCCAAUGAACUCAUAAGAUGAGCUGUUUUUUAAGUUGUUUACAACAUUCGCGUCCGUGUUGUAUCAGAUAUACAAACUCUCGCCUUCGGCUCGAGUUUGUAUAUCUGAUACAACACGGCCGCUCAUGUUGUAAACAUUACUUACAACUUGUUGACAAGCUUGCUACAAGCCUGUUGCGAACACAUCUUGUUGACAAGUUGUGAGAUUUUUACGUGUGUAUAUAUAUGUCAAUGGUAGAUACAGGGUUAUUGUGCGAGACAGUUUGUUUGUGUGUUAUCUUGCUAAUGCACCUGUAAUACUCGUGAAGCCCACCAGUAUUGUAUCAUGAUUCUUAAUUUAUCAUAUUUUAUUUAGAAACUUGGAAAGUGCUGGCACCUUUAAACAACAGUCGGACUCACGCCUGCGCAGUUUGGUACAAGAACAACCUUUACGUUUUUGGUGGCUAUGAUGGUGAAAACGUGCUUAAUUCUGUAGAAGUGUACGAUCCUAACACUGAUCGUUGGCAGCUCCUGCCUUCAAGCAUGACGACAGCGCGAAUGAAGUUCACUGUCAGUCUAUGUGGUGAUGAGGCGUUUGUGAUUGGCGGAAUGACAGGGUCACGUGGUCCAAUGACGUGUGAAGUAGAGAAAUUCAAUCUCCUGAAUUCAACAUGGAGUAAUGUCAGCUCGAUGGAUGAAAAGAAAAUGGAACUGAAUUGUGCUAAACUUUCUUUGCCUAAUAAUCUUAUUGCAAGUUUUGUUAGGGAGUGA